AUGGAACUCCACAGCAGAUAUCGUGAGCUGGCUCCACAUUUAGUGCCGCUGGAUUACACCAACAACCCCGACAUCAGAGUUCCCCUGGCGCUCAUCGUCGCCAUGCCGGAGCUCAAGGAGAACCCGUUCAGGGACCGGAUCGUGGAGACGUUCUCCGAGGACGGACUCGGGAACCUCAGCUUCAACGACUUCGUCGACAUGUUUUCUGCUCUCUGCGAAACUUCUCCCAGAGAACUCAAAACCAUCUACGCCUUCAAGAUCUACGACUUCAACAGGGACAGCUUCAUCUGUAAGGAGGAUCUGAGGAAGACUCUGAACAAGCUGACUAAAGGAGAUUUAACCCCCGAAGAAGUCACGCUGGUCUGUGACAAAUCCAUCGAGGAGGCCGACCUGGACGGAGACUCCAAGCUCUCCUUCUCCGACUUCGAGAACAUGAUCUCGAAGGCUCCGGACUUCCUGAGUAACUUCCACGUACGAAUAUGAGACGAGAGGACAGACGUCUCCCUCGGACUCACUGGCGGAGAGGACCGGAGAAACCUGACAGAAAGUCUGCAGGCUCAGAGGAACCUGUUUCUGCAUCAAGUCUCUG
Perca flavescens (yellow perch) is the source of this 589-nucleotide messenger RNA. RefSeq names its product calcium and integrin-binding family member 2-like. The coding region runs from base 1 to 483 and encodes 160 amino acids. Gene Ontology annotation, molecular function: magnesium ion binding; calcium ion binding. Gene Ontology annotation, biological process: calcium ion homeostasis. Gene Ontology annotation, cellular component: cytoplasm; cell periphery; stereocilium. NCBI's taxonomy places the organism in Eukaryota, Metazoa, Chordata, Actinopteri, Perciformes, Percidae. The transcript has 5 exons. The record is from RefSeq and is a predicted model, not a curated record.